Molecule: messenger RNA, 1855 nt
Organism: Gadus macrocephalus (Pacific cod)
Lineage: Eukaryota; Metazoa; Chordata; Actinopteri; Gadiformes; Gadidae
Gene: idh3g
Product: isocitrate dehydrogenase (NAD(+)) 3 non-catalytic subunit gamma
Exons: 13
Coding region: 76-1266 (396 amino acids)
Biological process (GO): tricarboxylic acid cycle; isocitrate metabolic process
Cellular component (GO): mitochondrion
Molecular function (GO): oxidoreductase activity, acting on the CH-OH group of donors, NAD or NADP as acceptor; magnesium ion binding; NAD binding
Source: RefSeq, a predicted model, not a curated record
UUGCUUUACGGACAAGCGAGCGAUUGCGAGCAUUGCGGUGCGACACUCAACUUUACAUCCUGUUUAGAAACCAAGAUGGCUGCUUCCAGUUCUGUGCUUUCCAUGUCCAAACUCAUCAAACCCCUUUGGGGUGGACGACUGGGCAAUACGGUUAAAGUGUUCGGGCCAACGCUGACAAGCCGUCGGGAGAGGUCAUCGGCUGCUGGAGAGAACAUACCGCUCCCGGCAAAAUAUGGAGGCAGACACACAGUCACCCUCAUCCCAGGAGAUGGUAUUGGACCAGAGCUGCUGAAUCAUGUCAGAGAAGUUUUCAGGUUCAGCUGCGUGCCUGUUGACUUUGAGGUUGUGAACGUCAACUCUGCCAUGACCAGCGAAGAUGACAUAAAUAAUGCCAUUACCGCCAUCCGCCGUAAUGGAGUUGCCCUUAAAGGUAACAUAGAGACAAACCACACUAUGCCCCCCUCUGUCAAAUCCAGAAACAAUCUGCUUCGCACCAGUCUGGAUCUGUACGCCAAUGUGAUGCACUGCCAGUCCCUCCCUGGGGUCCAGACCCGACACAAGGAUAUUGACAUCCUGAUCGUCAGGGAGAACACAGAGGGUGAAUACAGCAGCCUGGAGCACGAGAGUGUUACCGGGGUGGUGGAAAGUCUUAAGAUCAUCACCAGGACCAACUCCCUCAGGAUCGCAGACUACGCCUUCAAACUGGCCCGGGAGAAAGGUCGCCGCAGGGUCACCGCUGUCCACAAGGCCAACAUAAUGAAGCUUGGUGAUGGUCUGUUCUUGCAGUGCUGCAGGGAGGUUGCGUCUGGAUACCCGGAUCUUCAGUUUGACGCAAUGAUUGUGGACAACACGACCAUGCAGCUGGUGUCCAACCCGGAGCAGUUCGAUGUGAUGGUGAUGCCAAACCUGUAUGGCAACGUGGUGAGCAACGUGUGUGCCGGGCUGGUCGGAGGCCCCGGCCUGGUGCCUGGGGCCAACUACGGCAAGGACUAUGCAGUCUUUGAAACGGCUACAAGGAACACGGGGAAGAGUAUUGCCGGCAGGAACAUCGCCAACCCCACUGCCAUGUUGCUGGCCAGCUGCAUGAUGUUGGACCACCUCAAGCUCUACGAGUAUGCCAGUCUGCUCCGUACUGCGAUCCUAACCUGCAUGAACGAGACCAGGUUGCACACUGCUGACAUCGGGGGGCAGGGCACCACUUCUGAGGUUGUCCAGUCCAUUAUGAAGCUCAUCCAGAGUAAGGGACAGCUCACCACCGACCUUUAAAUACCAUGACCUCCCAGGCAGCCAAUCAUCAACCUCUAAAUAAACGUGGACCAACAUGCGUCUAUAUUGCUAUUGUUAAGCGCACAAUAAUAAAUGGCGGGAGGGUUAAUGUAUAUGCAUGCGGAUUGUAUCAAUGGUUUAGAAACUGUUACUUUUGGGUGUGUUGGUGUUCAGUUUACUGGUCCCCUACAUUCUGUCUUAAAACAUAUUUAUUAAACACAACUCUUCAUGCAAUCACUGUGAUCACAUGUAUCAGGUAGUGAUGCUUCUAAUUUACUGACUCCUCAUCGUCUGCUGGGAGAAAUUGUCUGUCCGCACACGCUUUCUCUGGAGAAUGGACAUCUGAAGGCUAUGUUUGACAAGCAGUUGAAAAGUUUAAGUACUUUGACGUCCCUCAUGUGACUGAGUGGAGAUCAGAUCAUUUGAUUACGCAUCACUAUGUGUAAUAGCUGGGUGGUGUUUCCCAUUUGCACUCCCCAUUUGUUUCCUGCUAUAUGUAUCAUUUUUUUGAUUAGUUAUAAAAUAACGUCAACAUGAUGUUUGUGUGUAAAUGUACAACAUGAAUAUAAUAAAGAGGUUAUCAAAAGUA